Hermetia illucens (black soldier fly) is the source of this 1905-nucleotide messenger RNA. RefSeq lists its product as uncharacterized. Lineage: Eukaryota; Metazoa; Arthropoda; Insecta; Diptera; Stratiomyidae. Bases 214 to 1821 code for a protein of 535 amino acids. The transcript is spliced from 6 exons. The record is from RefSeq and is a predicted model, not a curated record.
UGAAUUCACCUAUUUCCAUGGUGACUAAGUGUACUCGAAGAAACGACGGCACAAUCGCGGCUGAAGUGAAUUUCUCGCCCAUUAAAUAAUAGGUGGUACAGGUAAUCGUUAAUCACAAUCACCCAAAUCGUUUUCCGGUUUACUACUCAGUCAAGGGAGUCUACAGUUCAAGUGCACCAUUUAUUGGAGAAGUAACAGCGAUUCAGAGUAAAAAUGAGUUGGGUUCAAUCGGCGGUGAAUAGUCCACUUCCAUCAGGAGCAGUUGUUGGUGGACAGGACAGUGAUGGCACUGUCAUCUACGUUGGACGUGCUUACCAUUCGGGAGACUUACUUCCUGCUAAAAUAAUACCACAAAAGCAAGCAGCCUACGUUUCUUACAAUGGGUAUGAGGUGUUUGUUCAAAACUAUGAAGUUCUUUGCGGAGAUAAUUACAUGUGGGUUUCAUCUGGAUAUGGACAAGUCCCAGAAGGUUCAGUUCCUGGUGGGAGAUCGUCAGAUGGAGAGGUACUCUUCAUUGGAAGGGCUUCUUUCGAAGGUAGUUUAACUCCCGGAAAAAUUCAUCCUUCACACCAGUGUCUCUAUGUACCGUAUGAUGGCCAGGAAAGAAAUUUUCAAAACUACGAAGUUCUAGUUCAAAAACCUGAAGAAGAUUGCUGUUCCUGUUGUUGCUGCUCCUGGAUAACAACAAAUGUUCGAAACCGUCUCCCCAAGAAUCCCGUGGUAGCUGGUAAGGACUCUGAUGGAUCAGCUAUAUAUGUAGGAAGAGCGUGGCACAACGAAGAGCUGUUCCCAGCCAAAGUCAUAUCAGCCAGAAAUGCUUGCUAUAUAACUGUCGAUGGGAAGGAGGUCUUUGUGGAGAAUUUUGAUAUACUUACAGGCACAGGAUUCUCCUGGGUGACGGCUCAAAAUGGUGAGGUGCCUGACGGUUCAGUUCAAGGUGGCAAACUGAAGGAUGGUACAAUACUUUACGUAGGGCGUGUGACACACGAAGGAAGCCUCACGCCUGGCAAAAUAGUUCCUCCGCAUCAUUGUAUGUAUAUUGCAUUUAAUGGUGAUGAAAAACGUUUUAUGAAGUACGAGACGCUUGUCAAGCAAGGAUGCGACUGUGCCAAUUGCGGUUGCGUGUGUCAAUGCCCUUACACCCUUGCCAAAUUCAAAGAUAAAAUAAAUGGAAGACCAUCUCGUUUUAUUUCGUUAAUACCUAUCUUGCCAUUUAUGUUAGGGAAUCAAGGAAAAUCAGGAUUCAAAGUGGAUAUCCAAAACAAUAAAAUUACCGCAUAUUUUUUUUUCAAAUUUAUAACUCUCGCUCACAUGAAAAGUAGUAGGCUCCUGGUUCACACUGUUUACUGUCAUUUCAAAUCCACUUGGGUAAGAGCAGGUAUUCGUGGAAAAAUACCUAGGAAUGCUAUAUAUGGGGGACACGACUUGGAAGGUAAUACCAUUUACAUAGGCCGUGUUAAAGUAGGUGAAAGCAUACUUCCGUGUAGUAUAAUUCCGUUCAAAAGAAUUGCUUACACCACAUAUAAAGGACUAACAAUAUUUGAAGAAGAAUACGAUGUCCUUUGUGGCGAUACAUAUCAUUGGAUACCAGCCCGCGAUGGUGAAGCUCCUGAAGGCUCCCUAAUUGGGGGAAAAACUGCCAAAGGAGAAAAUAUUUUUGUAGGACGUGUUGCUUAUAAAAGCGCUGUCCUGGUAGGCAUGAUCGUACCAUCUGAAGGAUGCCUCCUUGUAUCAAUCGAAGGUAAGGAGGAAUGUUUCAAAGAAUACGAUGUUGCUGUGCUUAAAUACCGAGAAGGUUGUGUUUGUUGCACUAUAAGUUAAACUUAAAGUUAGCUUUAUAUGAAGUAUUAACCUUGAACAUAAAGAAAAAUUUUUAAGUUAAAUAAAGAUUUGCAAAAGAACGUC